Molecule: messenger RNA, 594 nt
Organism: Arachis ipaensis
Lineage: Eukaryota; Viridiplantae; Streptophyta; Magnoliopsida; Fabales; Fabaceae
Source: RefSeq, a predicted model, not a curated record
UUCAAUGAAGGUGGAUCCAUCUCCCAUUGUGGAUGACAAUAAUUGGAUUGGCAUUGCUUCUUGUGUGGCAUUUGUUGUACAUGGUGCUCCAACUGAAUAUCCUCCUAUUCUAUUUGGUUGUGGUUUUCGUCGUAAUCCAGAUAAGGCCGUUUGUUCCAUUGCUCCAAUACGUCUUAAGAAAGAUUGGAUCACAACUGAAUUAGAUAAUAUGUUGUUAAUGUUUUUAUCCAGGGAUGUUUUCAUUAAUAAUUAUGUAAGUGUUUUAAAAGAAGGAGCAUCUGAUCUUGAUGGUAUUGAAUUGGUUGCAUUGACUCGUUAUCUAGAAGAAGUAGUAGAAGUGAAGAGUUGUGGGUACGGUUGGGUAUUUAAGGAAGAUUUGGAACAUUUAAACCUAAAGAGGAUGUAUAGCGCCAACUCUUCAGCUCACAAUCAGAAGCACAAGUUUUUGAAAAUUCAAGAUGACCAAUAGCUGGCAAUAUUUAUUCAUGAAAUGAAUUAAAAUGUUGUAUUGGCAAAGGUGGAAAGUGUUUAUUUGUUUCCUUGCUUAUUGUAAAUGAAAAGUAUUAUUUUAGCACAAUGCGUCUUUUACUUCUA